UACAAACAUGGCGUCAAACUCGAAAAAGUCAAGCGCAGCCGUCGCACAAAGGUGUUGAAAAUGAUUGCACUUAGGAAAACGGAUAGUUCACAUAGGAUAAAAAUCAUCUAUUAAAUGUAAGACUGAUGGCAGAUUGUCCCCCUCAUGUGACUCCAUUCUCCACUUACAUUUGUAUGUGAAGUGCGGUCAUUCUUCCACAAUGGAUGGCUGUAACACUGAAGACAUCCUCAUAGAGGACGGGGAAGUGGCUAGAACCAGCAUGCAGGAAAACAAUUGUCAUCCUAGAACAGAGUCUCCCCUGUCAACAGAGACUGCUGGAUAUGGUGAUGGAGGGAGCAGUGUGGGACACAAUGUCAAAUCCAGUGAUAGUGUGGAGACAAUGUUAGAACCAAACUUAAUGACUGAGGAAGGACAGUCAUGCUGCACAGAGCUGGGACAUAAUUUGCAAGACUGUGUUGAACUUGAAAAUAUAAAGGAUGAGGAACAUAAUAUUGGGACUAGUGAAGGGCAGACAUCUCUUGAAAUUGUUGAAAGUAAUCAGCAUCUGUGCUCUACCAGUAAUGCCCCAGCUAUUGCUGACCACCAACGCCCUGGACAUACAGGAAUUGUCCCAAGUGGUGAUUUCUGCAGAACAGUUGGACAAGACAAAGUUUGUCAGACAGAAAGAGAGCAUGACAGGGUUAGGGGAAGUGUUGACAAGUUGAGUAACCCAACCCAAAAGUCAAAUAAAAAAGACAAAGAUGACCUGAACAUUUCUCCUCCAAAUCCAACAAAUGCUUUGUCAAAUGUUAGCAAGAGUCCAUGUGCUGUGGAGAUACAGACAUUUUGUGAGAUUCAGAGUUUUGCUGUUGCCUCUAUCAUGAAAUCACAAAUGCCAGAUGCUACUCAUCAGACCCAAACUGUUGAAAUGCCACAGUUUUACUCGCCUUCUUCUGAGACCAACUCACUCCAAACAGGAUGUACCAUUGGAGUAGCACAAGACCAACCCCAAGGGGACAUUCCUUCCAUUAAAAUAUCUAAUCCAAUGUCAAUUCCAGGCAGUGUUGAUACUACGCAAGGAAAUACAGUGUGUAGCAGUGUACUGCUGGAGGACUACAAUGCAACUCAAAGCACAGACCUUUCUUAUGAAAUCAGAACAGAUGAAGAAUUAAAGGAUAAUCCAGAGUUUGAGGUGACAAACAGUGGGGAAGACAGAGAGAAACAUGUAGCAGUACAGUAUAAAGAAGAGAACUUGCAAGGCCCAACAUCAUCUCUUGGUGAAACAGUAUCCCCAGCAUCUAAGAAACAACUAAAGUCCGACUUACAAAUCAAAGUUGGAAACUCACCAAAGGAGGAAUCUUGCUCACCAUGUGAUUCAGCUUCGGAUUUUGUACCUGUGAUGGUUAAGCAAGAGCCAAUGGAUGUGCAUGUAGACACCAGUGUUAGUCCAGGAACAAGAAGAUUCAGUCCGGGUACAAUCAGCACAAGUCCAAGUAUGAGGAGGCUACGCCCAAGGAACUCUCCUAAACAGUUCACUGGUAAACCUGUUAACUUUGUUAAUAUGGAGGGAAAGCGCCUUGAGACUUUACUUCGCCCAAAAGCCAAAAGGAAAAGGAGCGCAAGCUUAGGAACAAAAGAACCCACGCAAAGUUCCCAGCAGGAUGAGACGAGUCAAGCAGGUCCCCAAGAAGACUCUAAUGGCAGCGUCAGCCCACAAGUUGGUAAUGAAAAUGACAGCUCAAAACUGAGGAAAGGUAAAAAAAAUAGCCAACCUAUGCUGGUCUUUCAUCAGGUAAUUCCGCCAAGACCAAGAGCUCCGAUGCGGGAAGAGACACCUGAAAGCUCAAAUGGUUUGAUCAGUUCCAUGCUUCGAAACAUUGCUGAGCAGAUACAGGAGCCAAGCACUGGAGAGCAGACUACAACUCAGCAGGAUUCAGAACCAGACACAAGGGACAUGCAGCACCAACAACCACUCCAACAAGUGCCUCCUAACAGUCACAGACCUCAAAUGGCAGGUCAGAUGCAACCAGGCCUGCGCCGCAGAUCCCAAUUAAGGUUCAGUGAUUACAGCAAUUGGUUUACUAGCCAAAACUACCUUUCAAGACAAGGUCCUAAUAAGCAGGCAGAUGAGUCUGGUUUUUCUGCAUGGAAAAGGGCCAAGCGAUCAGAGGAAACACUGUCUGAUCAGCAACGACAUCCCUCUUGGACCAACUGGCCAACCAACACUGAAGAAAGAAUGGGUGGCAGCCAUGGAAUUCAUUCCCUUGGAGGAGGCCUCGGACAGGUUGGAGGAAGUUCAGUACGUGAGUUAUUGCAGAGAACUGAGCAGGGUUCUUCUGCAACAGCAAUGAGCAGACUACCAGAGGCACUUCAAGGCAGUGCAAACAGAGUUGGUAGUGGUGUGGGUAUUGUUCCAACAGCAACUGUGGCAGGUGUGGUUGGCUCAUCCAAUUACUCAUUCAAUCAUGGUCAACAGAAUAUCCUUCGCCAAUAUCUGACAACUCAUGUCGAGUUGCCGACAUCGACUGGUCAGAGCAUCAGCUCUACUAUCCCAACAUCUGUGAUGAACAGUCAGCCUGUCAUGACCACACAUAUUGGGGAUCCUCCACCUGCCCGCCAGGUCAGGUCUUUCCGCUGGGCCCAGUCAACUAAUCUCCACCAACCUGACCCUCACAAUCUUGCCAGGAAGCGAGUCAGGCUGGUUUCUGAUAAAAGUUGCCAUAGUCCACCCACUGCCCUCGCUGAUGAUAGCAGCUGUAAUCAGUCAGCAGAGCUGAGUAGCUCACAUCGAGCUGGUCCAUCUGUCAAUCGUGAACAGCAAACAUUCCCUCUCAAUGAGCAGAGAGAUAUCAAACCAGACAUCAAAACUCUUUCUGGAUACAAGUAUCCAAGCUCUGGCAGCACAAGACUGCCUGACUCUGGCCAAGGAAGCCUUGGUUCAGACUCAUUAAUCAGACACCUUCUGGUUCAAGGAACCUCUUCUACGAAUAAUGUCCCAUGGGAGCAGAGAAUACAGUCUUCAGUAUCCAGCGAUGAGCAUCAGGUGCCUCAUGUCUCCCAUGAUAUGCAAGUUCCUGAUGCCACAUCUCAACAAGCAGGCAGCAGCUCAGGUACAGAGGAAGAGACCAAGACUAAUAUGCCAGUCAAGAGAGACUCUUUCACCAGAGUAGAUCUUGAUACAGGACAGACACAGACCACCAGCUAUGCCUGUGAACAUUGUGAUGUCAUCUUUAGCGAUAGUGUCAUGUAUAUCAUGCACAUGGGUUGCCAUGGCAGGCGUAGUGCUUUUGAAUGCAAUCAGUGCGGUGCUGUUUUCAGGGAUAAGUACGAGUUCACCAUUCAUUUUAUACAGGGGGAGCACAGUCCUAAAUAAUACACAAUGCACUAGAGUCUGUCAGUCCUCUUCCUAUACAAAAAAUGUCAGAGAAAGUAAAAAGAUGUCUGCAUCAGAUGCCUGGCGUUUUAACUGACUGCCACUAAAAUCCAUGCCUUCAUUUUUGUCAUCUAUCUCUUCAGAUAUUUUAAUAAUAAUAAUAAUAUCGAAGUCUUAUAUAGCGCACGUAUCUACCAAACAAGGUAC
Asterias rubens (European starfish) is the source of this 3559-nucleotide messenger RNA. RefSeq lists its product as uncharacterized. Gene Ontology annotation, biological process: regulation of transcription by RNA polymerase II. Lineage: Eukaryota; Metazoa; Echinodermata; Asteroidea; Forcipulatida; Asteriidae. The record is from RefSeq and is a predicted model, not a curated record. Bases 200 to 3352 code for a protein of 1050 amino acids. The transcript is spliced from 2 exons. Gene Ontology annotation, molecular function: DNA-binding transcription factor activity; RNA polymerase II transcription regulatory region sequence-specific DNA binding. Gene Ontology annotation, cellular component: nucleus.